CUGACUAUUAAGAACAGGCCAAACCUGCGUCUCCUCCUUACCCGAAUACUCUUCUACAAUCAAGACCAGCACCUAGACAGUUAACAUGAGUGACCAAUACUUGAACCUGCCAAUCUCUCCUGCCGACACGGCCUUUGGGCUGAUGGCGGAAUACGAUGCGGACCCGCACCCUAAUAAGGUGUCUCUGAUUGCCGGGGCAUACCGCAACGAAGACGGACGACCUUGGGUGCUGCCCAGUGUCCAAGAGGCCAAAGCUCGCCUCACUCCGAAUCAACAUCACGAAUACCUGGACAUCGCAGGCUCCCCCGGACUGAUCAAACUAGCUCAAUCCCUAACCUUUAGCUCCGAAAUCGCCACAGCACUAGACAAGAGCAUCGCCUCUAUCCAAACCGUCUCCGGAACAGGCGCCAACCACAUGGCCGCGCACUUCCUCGCCCAGCACCUUCGGCCAUCCCGGGUAUUCAUCCCCUCCCCAACAUGGAUCAACCACAAAACCAUCUGGGCCACCACGGGGAUCUCCAUCGAGGAAUACCCAUACUAUGACCCUACAACACGAGCAGUCAACAUCACAGGAAUGCUCUCCGCCCUGGAGACCGCCAACCCCCACGACGUGGUAAUCCUCCAAGCCUGCGCCCAUAAUCCCACAGGGAUCGAUCUCUCCCAAACCCAAUGGAGACGAGUCGCAGCGGUAAUGAAACGGAAGAACCUCUUCGCCAUGUUCGAUAGCGCCUACCAGGGCUUUGCCACCGGGGACGUCGACGGUGAUGCCUGGGCGGUGCGCUAUUUCGUGAAACAGCUUAUCCUUGAUGGUGAGCCUGAUCACCCCGGUCUCUGCGUGGCGCAGUCCUUCUCCAAGAACUUUGGACUAUACGGCGAGCGCGUGGGUGCGCUCCAUCUCGUCGUGCCGCGGCAUCUUUCAGCCGAAGGAGCGCGGUCGGAGCUGAUCGCGCGCGCGCGAGCGGAGUACUCUAACCCGCCACACUUCGGAGCGAGUAUUGUUGAGACAGUUCUGGGGGAUGAGGGACUCAGAGCCCAGUGGCUGAGAGAUUUAGAGACUAUGAGUGUGCGGAUUAAGGAGAUGAGACAGGAGCUGCGGAAGAGAUUGGAGGAUAAUGGGACACCGGGGGAUUGGUCUCAUAUUGAGAGCCAGAUUGGGAUGUUUAGUUAUACGGGACUGGAUCGGGAGCAGGUUGCUCGCCUCAAGGAGGAGUUUCAUAUUUAUCUCUUGCCGUCGGGACGGGCGAGUAUUUGUGGCUUGAAUGAGGGGAAUAUUGAGUAUGUGGCGAGGGCUGUUGGGCUGGUGGUUGGCUUGGGGCAUGAUUAG
Aspergillus ibericus CBS 121593 is the source of this 1324-nucleotide messenger RNA. RefSeq names its product aspartate transaminase. The record is from RefSeq and is a predicted model, not a curated record. Lineage: Eukaryota; Fungi; Ascomycota; Eurotiomycetes; Eurotiales; Aspergillaceae. Gene Ontology annotation, biological process: L-aspartate biosynthetic process. The transcript is spliced from 2 exons. Gene Ontology annotation, molecular function: pyridoxal phosphate binding; L-aspartate:2-oxoglutarate transaminase activity. Bases 86 to 1324 code for a protein of 412 amino acids. Gene Ontology annotation, cellular component: cytosol.